This is a messenger RNA of Patiria miniata (bat star), 6990 nucleotides long. RefSeq lists its product as uncharacterized. The coding region runs from base 205 to 4428 and encodes 1407 amino acids. Lineage: Eukaryota; Metazoa; Echinodermata; Asteroidea; Valvatida; Asterinidae. The transcript has 12 exons. Gene Ontology annotation, biological process: spermatogenesis. The record is from RefSeq and is a predicted model, not a curated record.
GACUUCGUCUGGGUACCCGACUCAAUCCGGCGCUGCGUGAUUUUUAUUGCAACCACGUUUUUGAGUGACGUUUCGCAAGCAGAUUGCUCCUUUACCGUCGUCAAAGUCGGAAAAAAGAUCUUCACAUUGUCAGCUUCCGAAGUUUCAUUGACUUCUUCGUCUGUGUUUUUCAGUCACUGAAGUUUCUGUCGGUGUGUCGAAGCUAUGGCUUCGGCGUCGAAAUUGGAAAUGGUGUGCCGAACGCUGCGGGGCGUACUGCUGUCGGAAAAGGGCGGAGUUGCCAUUCACAGACUGCAGGGUGAUUUCCGGGAAUUGACGGGCACGCCGUUGCAGUUCAAGGAGUUUGGGUAUCCUUCACUGGAAGCUUUUCUCCAGUCAAUUCCCCAUGUUGUUUCGCUGCAAAGGGGUCCCGACGGAGACGUACUUUGCAAAUGUGUCACGGAUGACACAACUCAACACAUCGGCAGCUUGGUGAGCAGACAGAAAGGCAAGAAGAAAAGCAAAGGGUCCGGAAUGAAAACGCAUCCAGGAAAACCAAGGGGCUCCCCAUACAGACCCAAACCUUUUUAUGGGAACUAUAAUCCAAGCAGGAAGCCCCAGCCGGUGACGCCAAAGUUCAGGACAAAAAAACCCAAUCCAAAAUUCUACAAACUGGCGACCCAGCAGCCAAGAUUUCACAUCCCUAGACCAGCUGUUCCCUCUCAGAGCGCACCUCCGAAACCAACUCCGCAGAAAACUGUGCCGGUGAACCAUUACCAAUCCAGGACAAAGACCGAGUCGACCAAAAGCCUUGCAAGCACAUAUAGGAGUUCAGCAAAUGCGUCAGCGACAGCUGUGCAGCAACCCACUGGAACCUGGUCGAAAACUGCGCCGGUGAACAAUCGCCAAUCCACGACGCAGACGGAGACAACCAAAAGGCUUGGAAGUGCAUCAACGAGUUCAGCAAAUGCGUCAGCGACAGCUGUGCAGCAACCCACUCCAGGGCCCUGGUCGGGCAAACUUGGCUCCAGACGCAACCAGCAGUCUGCCAGUUCAAACCUUGUGGAUGCCAAGCGGAAUCAGCCCAAGCCAGACCCUCCCACAACUCAACCGACCACAAACAAACCAAAAGUGUACGAGAACAUCUACAUCACUGUGGAGAAUGACGGUGCCACGAAGGGGAAGGCGAAAUCUGCGAAACCGAACAAGGUGGAACGGUCUGCCAGCUUGGAAUCCGCAAAAGCUAAGAAGCCGGAAUGGUCCCCUAACUACGAAGUCCCCCCUCGCUUUAAGAAGCUGAUGUCCCCUACUGGAACAAGUUUUCCUGACCACCAGGUUGCUGGACCAGACAGGACCCAAGACACGACUUCUGACCCUCCCGUCAAAGCAAGGCCACCGCAAGUCACCUCCAGUACUCCCCCGAUCAGAGGAAAGACAUCAGACUGGAUACAGAAGGUUCUGGUAGAAAAGGCAAAUGGCAUCUGGGCUAGUGGCCUCUCUGACAUGCACAAGAAGGAGUUUGGGAGCAGUCUAGACGCAACCAUCAUCGACCAGAUGGCAGAACAAAAUCUACUUCAGAAAGAAAUGGUCUUAAAUAACAUCAUCCUGUAUCCCAAGCUGACGGUUAGUAUAAAGAACUCGUCUGAAUCCAAAGUGUCAAAACGGACAGUAAACCUUGGUGCCGGAGAUCAGAAGGAGGUAGGAACAGCUGCGGAGAAGACGGGAAACCAGACUGCACAAAGUUGCCCAGAAGCAAAGCCCAACAUAACCCCUGCGCUUACCAAGCUCACACCCCCGAAGAAUCUUUUCCAAGACCCUGCUCUGGCUGACCCCAGCUUGGCAGACAUUUUACAGGCCGUCUGCCAAAGACAGAACUUACCGCUGAUGUACAAAACUGAACCCGAGACCCUCCUUGGGAAGCCCUAUUUGGCCGUGAACUGCACAGCAGGUUUGCAAGUUAGCAUGGCACAUGGGAUCACCCAGAAGGCUGCCGUUGAGGCGGCAUCCGCUAAUAUUCUCUACCAGUGGAACAUCAUGCCCGGCGAUGUAAGUCAAGUUAGUCAGCCCACUGCAGGGAGGGAGGAGCUGUACUUGAGAGUCGAGCAUCAAGCUGGGUUCUGUGACUGCUCUGCUGCAGAACGUCACGACGACUGUAAGGUCCCAAGAUGCAUGGCCAGCUUGUUAAAGAGAAUAAGAUGGAAGUCUUCAGAUGACCAGUUCAUCCAGCAAAAUCGUAGAGUCACUCCCACAGCAGGCGUGCCUCGGAGGAUUACAAACCUCUCCCAAGUGGACAGGUUGGAAGCAAGAGCUGCCCGGUUUGGUCUUAAUCCCAAAGCAGCUCUGGAGGAAGUGGAUUCUCAGCAACCCAAACCUCUCAUGAACUUAUCCUUCUCUCAGGGCAGAGCUGAAAGGUUCUGUGUUGUAAACUCAAAAACUUUGUUGCAACCUCGGGAAACAAUUCAAGGUGCACAGGUACUGGAAGCUGAGGACAACUCCAACAAGGCUUCUUCAACUGGAGAGUUUCAUGUUCAACCAAAUGCUGCUGCUCAAAAGGAUGCUGGAAUCUUCCCAGACUUGCAAGAGGUAAAGCCACUCUCACAAGAGGAGAUUCUAAACAAGAGGGCAGAGAGGUUUGGCCUCACAUUAAAUGAAUAUACUCAUCCACAACCUGUUGUCGGCAAGACAGAUAACAACCCACAGUCACUGGCAGGCAUCACAAGCAACUCUGUGACAACUUUACGGAGAGCUCCAGACCUGGAGAUUCGGAGAGUUCUACGGGAGACAUUUGGCAGAACUGCCAUCUAUGAGACAGUCAAGGAGACCAUCUCAAUGGAACGUCCGCUUGUUAGUGUGUGCUUCAUUGCUGGGUCUGUUGUUGGCAUUGGGAAAGGACCAACUAAAUCUGAGGCCAGGAAGGCAGCACUGAAGGAGUUGCUGUUGAAUCAGAGACAGUUGAAAAGCAAGCUGAAAUCAGCGAGCCACAAAAAGCUGAAUCAAGAGGAGCUUCCAAACACCCAAGAUCAAGACUCAGAGCCAGUGGCAAGAAGUCACAGAUAUCCAGAGGUACCUCAAGACGAGAACUUGAAUAACUCUGGAAUCCAGAAUUAUGAAAGCUCAUCGAGCAGGAAUGAAGCAAACGACCAACAGCAAGGAAAAGGUUCCCCCAAGGAGCUGCCACCUUGUCCAGGAUCUGAAGAAGUUUGUCGAGAGAGGAAGGGUUGGCCGAUGAAGCCAGACCUAGAUCUACAAUUUCGGAACAUUGACAACAACAAAAUGCUGAAUGUAGAGAAACGGAGAACGAGUCCUAGAGGAGAGUACCAACUUCUACAAGAUGCAUCAAGCGGCACUGCCUUCCCUGAUAAAAUGGGGAAGGACUCUUGCAGCCUUGGCAUCUCAAGAUGGCAGCAGAGCCCAGACUCUUGGACAGGCUCCCUCAGAAAUGGCACCCCUACAGGACCAUCCACUUCAGUUGUUCAGCCCAUCAACAAUGCCAGAUGGAAACCUUCAGAUGACUGGGUCGUCCAGCAAAAUCCCAGACUCACUCCCACAGCAGACGCGCCACCUACCAACAACGGCACUCCUGCCACCAGUCCGACAAACAUUGUCCCUAGCAACCUGUCCUCACCCAGAACUGUUUCCCCAGGUGCCCAGUUGCUAGGCAACCCAACGCUAGGCAACGCAUCCUCACCUGGCGACCCGUUGCCAAGGAACGGUUCACCCCAAGACCCUGCACAGGCCGAAAGCGAUGCCUCAAAUAUCAAUGAGAUUACCAACAGCCUUGCCAACGCCCAGCUUAGUGGCACCCACUCGCCCCCAUGUGUACCCGUUGAGGAGACCUGUAGUGAACCCAGUGAGCCUAGUGAGGGGGGCGGUUCACCCACUAUGGAAGUGUCAGGCGUGCCCAACCUGCAGUUGCCAGAAGAAGAUGAAUGGGAUGUUUACGUGGCAUACAUCAAGAGUUUGUCCGACUUCUUUGUUAUUCUGAUUGGAGAUGACUAUUCGGAGCAGUUGAUGGUUCUGGAGGAGGAGAUGCGGCUCUUCUACCAAUGCAGCACCUGGACCCUGACUGACCCGCCGGAGGAAGGUGACUGCUGUGCGGCACAGUUCAACAGGGAGUGGCUUAGGGUCAUGGUCAAAUCGGUCCAAGGGGACCAGGUCGAGUGCUUUCUGCUUGAUCAUGGCGACAUUGAGACGGUAGAUAUCAGUUUUCUCAAACCGUUGUCCGACACUUUCCUACAACUUCCCUUUCAGGUGGUUCGCUGCAAGUUGGCUGGAAGCGAGCAGGUGGCAAAGGACGACGACACGGCACUACAGAUGUUCUGCCAGCUGGCCUUGGGCAAAAACCUGCUGGCGGAAAUCACAUCAAGGGAUGGCGACCAAGUCACGAUGGAGCUUUUCGAUGAGUCUGACGUCUCUAUUCUGGAGCAGAGUAUGGCGGCUGGCAUUUAACCUCUGAAAAUCAGAGCAUUGCAAGAACUACCACUUCCAAUUCUGAAAUAAAAAAAUGUUUUUGUUAUCCAAUCUGUUUAGUCAGAUCCUAAUCAAAUAUGUCCAAAAAAGGUGUCCAGUUUCAGCUAAUCUUAAAAUAAAAGCGUUUCGUCUGAAAGAUAAUUUCUCUUUUGACUGUCUGUGAACGUGGAAAAUGUUUGCACAAAUAUCUUUCCCUGGUAAUUCUAGUUGCAUAAAAUCUGAGGCAAAGAAAUAGUAGUAUUAAUUUGAUAUUCUUGGAAAUCUUUCUUCCACUGGCAAGUUACGGACACUGAAUCUCCCUCUUGCGUACAUUUCCAAACUUUGCAACUGGGCUUAACCUACAAGCAAAUGAUUUUUUUUAAGUGUCUUCUAAUAUUGUGUGUGAAAAUACAUUGUUACCUUGUGCCUUCCCAGUUUUUGAAAUUUGUUUUUAAAAAUUACACGGCAAGUCCUUUGAAGUAAGUGUUCGUUCUUUACAGUACUGCAAAUAACGCUCACGUCUUAAACAUGCAAUAUGUGAGGCGCACAUGUUGGAGAGGCACACAUGUAUCCCACAUUGAACAGUGACAGGGCGAUACCUUUACCAUACUUUUGUCUGGAUGCGGCAAAGUCCAUCAAUUCAUGCCUACAAUGUACUCAUAAUUCGGGCAAUUCACAAUGCAGUGCGCCACCAAGAGUUUGCCAUGGAGUAAUGUUUUGCAAGGAACAAUUUCAAAUGUCCCGCGCUAUCGAAGAUCUCCCACAAUGCACUGGGAAAACUGAACUCUCCAUGGCAAACUCUUGGUGGCGCACUGCAUUGUGAAUCACCCAAAUUGCCAAUGGAAUCCUGUUACAUAUAGUUUCGGAAUGUCAAGUUACAUGCACUAUCCAUGGUUGUUUACUCAAAGACUCGGUUAUGUUAAAUUGGUACCUGUAGUUAUCAGGCAUGCAACUUUUUCUCAGAUCAGCUGAUUUCCUCGUUUUUCAAUUCUCAUGACUGCCAUUACAAAUCGAAAAACACUGUACAAAGUCUUGAUUGGUUUGGAAUUUCCUCUUUUUUUUUUUACAUUCCCAGUUGCUUGCCCGAGUUAUCUUUGAGACAUGGUAACAUUAUAAUGCAUAGGCCUAAUAGCCAGUACUCAAAAUGUACAUUUGUACUAGCUACAGCAUCAGUGUACAGUACUCAAGUUACACAGGUGGCAAUCAAGAGAUACUCGCAUGCUAUAGUGUAAGAUUUUAAAAUUGUUAUAAGUGGUUGUACUAAACAAAACUAUUACAGAAAUGUUAAGUGGUAAACUUUGCAAGAUGCGAUUACAAAUAUAGGUACUGGAGUUAUUGUGUGGUAUCAAUGUUUUGAAGUGUACAAUGCACCCAACAGAGGUAUCGAGUAGAAAUGGGUAUUACUGGGUGACAUUUGGGUUAAACGUCGCCCAGUAAUGGGCACCCAUUUUGGGUACCCAACAGAAAUGGGUAUUACCGGGUGACAUUUGGGUACAGACGUCACCCAGUAAUGGGCACCCAUUUUGGUUACCCAACAGAAAUGGGCAUUACUGGGUGACAUUUGGGUUAAACGUCGCACACUAAUGGGCACCCAUUUUGGGUACCAAACAGAAAUGGGUAUUACUGGGUGACAUUUGGGUACAGACAUCACCCAGUAACAGGCACCCAUUUUGGUCACCCAACAGAAAUGGACAUUACUGGGUGACAUUUGGGUACAAACCACCCACAGUAAUGGGCACCUGUUUUGGGUACCCAACAGAAAUGGGCAUUAGUGGGUGACAUUGGGUAUUUUGUACUAUUAUGGGUAACGGAGGAAGCACGGCCCGCAUAUGAAUUCUGUUGAUUUGACAGAAAUCAUAUUUGCCUAGGUCCGAAUUUAGUUUAGAUAAAACGGUGUGCUAGAGGUACAAGGUUUUUUUUUUUCAUCGUUAUGUAAAUGUGUAUAAAUGUAAAUAAUUUUGGUGACAUUACGAAAACUCUUUCUUUCCUUUAAUGUAAAGUUCAUGUAAGAUACAUUUGUAAAUUGGAAAUUACGAUGAAAAGUACUCAAGCUCUGAGGUUGUUUGAAGCAUUCCUGAAGUGCAGAAAAUUGUGUGUUCAAAUAAUUAUGCAAGUGAUCGAGAAAUACCAAACAUUAAAAAAAAAAAUCACCCAGAUUUUUGAUUGGAGUUUUUUGCAACUUUGUUGAAUUGCUUGAAAAUUAUCGCUCAGCAAUCUCAAGUAAUGAGCAGAUAUAUGCCGAGAACCAGUCAUGGGCAAUACAAAUUUCAUUAUAUUUUGGCUGGUAACCCAACAAAGCCAUUAUUAUGGUCAUGAUGGUAGACAAAUUGUGUAUUUGCAAUUAACAGCAUUCUGAGCUGGGUGCAAAAUGAGACGAGUUAAAUCAUGCCAAAGUUGUGCCAUUGAGUGUUUUCUUCCAUAUGAUGAAACCCAAUUUUAAUAUUGAUUUCUUAAUUAUUUUUUUAAAUAAAAACCAUCAAAGUUCAUAUAAAGAAAUUCUUUUUAUUUUUAUGUUAAAAUGGUUAGGUUCUUGAAGUUGAAUAAAAAAGAAAGAAAACGAAA